AUGGGUGGUUAUGCAUUAGAGACAGACCCGCUUGUUAAGGAUAAGUUGGAGCUUCUCCGGCUCUAUUUCCCACUGUUUGACCAGGAGGUGCUCAAGGAGGUGUUGGGGACGUGUAAUGGGUCGGUAGACCAGACCAAGUUGCUUAUUAAUGGCAGGUCAGGAGAGAAGGGGAAUCUUUAUCAGACGUCGAUAGUGAAGAAUGAAGUACGUCGACCAAUUAGCCAGAAGAAGGUGGUUACUCUCAACACGCCGGAAGAAAUUGAUAAGACAUUGGGUAAAUACGUUUGUUUAAAGCGAAAUUUUUUACCUAAGGAUUUUUUAGAAAUUUUGAUUUUGCAUUUAGAGUCGAUUAAACAUCGGACGAAACCGAAUGAAUUCUACUUAUUUGAACAGAAAUGUAAAGCCAAUCAUUCAUCAUUGUUAUUGUAUAAAGAAGAAAUCAAACUACCCAUAGUUUAUAAUGGAUUGAAUAUUUCUAAAACUCAGAAUAAAUUUGAUUCAAAUUUGAUGGUUGUAUCUAAUUUGAUAAAUGAUUUCAUAAACGAUGAAAUCAUACCCAAUUCAACAAAAUUGCCAUAUCAGCAACCUAAAUUUGAUUCAAAUGCUUGUGUUGUCAAUUACUAUUCAAAUAAUUCAAAUAAUUUAGAUUGGCACUCCGAUAGAUUAUCCCAUAUUGGGCCUCAUAACUUCAUUGCAUCAUUAUCUUUAGGUCUGACUAGAUAUUUCAGAUUGAGAAAAAAUUAUACUGAUAAAACGAUUUAUCAAAUACCUUUACCUAAUAAUUGUUUACUAAUUAUGAAACCUGGUUGUCAAGAAGAAUUUAAACAUUGCGUUCAACCAAUUAAUCGUUCUUUACAAUUACAUCCAACUCUUGGAACUGCAAGAUUUAAUCUAACCUUCAGGUAUUAUCCUCCUAGCUUCAUUAAAAACUUACCGAUAUGUAAAUGUGAUUUAACAAUGACUUUGAGAAGAAGUUAUAAAACCUUAGCAAACAGAGGUAAAUAUUUUUGGAGUUGUGAAAAUAAGUAUCAAAAUAAAGAUUGUGGUACUUUCCACUGGGCUAACUUCAAUAAUAAAAGUUUAAUUGCUGAUAAUAAUGACAAUAUCUCUUGUUGGAUUGCAAAUGACGAUUUUGAAAAAUUAAAUCAUUUAAAAAAUUCGCAACCAAUUUCUCAAAACCUACAAUAG
This is a messenger RNA of Hyphopichia burtonii NRRL Y-1933, 1188 nucleotides long. RefSeq lists its product as uncharacterized. Gene Ontology annotation, molecular function: zinc ion binding; dioxygenase activity. The record is from RefSeq and is a predicted model, not a curated record. Bases 1 to 1188 code for a protein of 395 amino acids. NCBI's taxonomy places the organism in Eukaryota, Fungi, Ascomycota, Pichiomycetes, Serinales, Debaryomycetaceae. Gene Ontology annotation, cellular component: nucleus. The transcript has a single exon. Gene Ontology annotation, biological process: DNA repair; DNA alkylation repair.